GUUCACUGAAGGGUGACACAGGGUGAACAACAGACACUCAGAUUCACUGACAUUGUCCUUUCAGUGUGUCCAGCUAGUGAAGCGAAAGGUGAACAACUACAACUCUGCUGCCUCCACCUGCCGAUGCUCCACAUAACGAACCUUCACCCAGGGACUAAAUGGCUUCCAGAUUAGAGGAGAAUCUCUGCUGUCCGAUCUGUAAAGACGUCUUCAGAGAUCCUGUCAUUCUGUCAUGUAGCCACAGCUUAUGUAAAGACUGUUUGAAGAGAUGGUGGCAAGAGAAAGGAAUACCAGAGUGUCCAGUUUGUAAAAUAUUUUCAACAGUAGAACCACCUCGUAACCUGGUGUUAAAGAACCUAUGUGAUGACUUCUUACAGGUGAGAGUUCAGAGCUCUUUACAGGCUCUCUGCACUCUGCACUCUGAGAGACUCACACUCUUCUGUCUGGACCAUCAGCAGCCAGUGUGUCUCGUUUGCAGAGAUUCAGAAAAACACACUGACCACAGGUUCAGACCCAUCAGUGAAGCUGCACCACAACACAAGAAGAGGCUUCAGGAAACUCUGGAACUCUUAAAGAAGAAGUUAAGGUGUCUUGAACAUGUCAAAGUGAAGUUUGACCAAACAGUGGAACACAUUAAGGUCCAGGCCCGAUGCACAGAGAGGGAAAUUCAGGAGCAGUUUAAGAAGCUUCACCAGUUUCUAGAAGAGGAAGAGGUGGCCAGGAUGACUGCACUGUGGGGCGAAGAGGAGCAGAAGUGUCAGAUGAUGAAGGAGAACAUGGAGGCUCUGAGCAAAGAGACAGCAGCUCUUUCAGACACAGUCAGAGUCACAGAGGACAAGUUGAGAGCUGAAGAUGUCUCGUUCCUGCUCAACUACAAGGCUGCAGUAGAGAGAGUCCAUCAGCGCCCCCUGCUGGAUGAUCCACAGCUGCCCUCAGGAGCUCUGAUAGAUGAGGCCAAACACCUGGGCAACUUGACCUUCAACAUCUGGAACAAGAUGAAGGACAUGGUGUCCUACAGUCCUGUGGUUCUGGACCCAAACACUGCUCAUCCAGGACUCAUCCUGUCUGAAGACCUGACCAGUGUGAGACGAGGAGAGGAACAGCAGCUUCCUGACAAUCCAGAGAGGUUAAAUUAUUACUGGUCUGUCCAGGGCUCUGAGGGUUUCAACUCAGGGAGUCACAGCUCGGACGUCCAAGUCGGAGAGAGUACAUACUGGACACUGGGUGUGAGAGCAGAGUGUGUCCAGCGGAAGGGCGUCAUGCUGCCUGGAUUAUGGAGAAUUGAGUUCUGUGAAGGUAACUACUUUGCAUUUUCAUCUUCAGAUCAAGUCUCUGAUCUCCCAGUGAAGAAGAAGAUCCAGAGGAUAAGAGUGAAUCUGGACUGGAACCAAGGAAAACUUUCCUUCUCCAAUCUGGAUACAAACACACACAUACACACCUUCACACACACUUUCACUGAGAAGAUGUUUCCAUACAUUAACACUGGGGAUCCCCUCCCAGUGAAGCUGUUACCAGUGAAACUCUGGAUCUCUUCCCAGUGAAGCUGUUACCAGUGAAACUCUGGAUCUCUUCCCAGUGAAACUCUGGAUCUCUUCCCAGUGAAGCUGUUACCAGUGAAACUCUUUAUAUUUGUUUGCUAUUUUGCCUAUAUUUGUAAAUUCUUUUAAAUUCUUUUUUAAUUUGUGUGGAGCCAUGAAGUCGAACAAACUGAUUAAGAUCCACGUUUAAAAAUAUCAAUAACUACCUGUUUGAACAGCCAAUCAUUGUUGACGUGUAACAAACUUAAUCAAAAACUUCUUGUCCAGUUAAUAAAGUUUACAAAAAUGAAACCUGAUUCAUGUUCAAUCACAUAUAAUCUAUACAUAUGAUAUCAUCCAACAUAUAUGAUCAUUUUUCUGUCUGAUGUGAUGAUUCUGUCUGUGAACAUAUUUUCUUUCAUCAGCAAAAAAAACAAGUCAACAUAUAAAUUCAUCAUAAAUGCUGAAUGUGAAUUGAUUCUGGUUUUUCAUCAACAUAAUAAAAUAUUGUCUUGA
This is a messenger RNA of Scophthalmus maximus (turbot), 2033 nucleotides long. Its product is annotated as zinc-binding protein A33-like. Lineage: Eukaryota; Metazoa; Chordata; Actinopteri; Pleuronectiformes; Scophthalmidae. The record is from RefSeq and is a predicted model, not a curated record. The transcript is spliced from 2 exons. Gene Ontology annotation, molecular function: protein binding; zinc ion binding. Bases 159 to 1541 code for a protein of 460 amino acids.